Molecule: messenger RNA, 1407 nt
Organism: Osmia bicornis bicornis
Lineage: Eukaryota; Metazoa; Arthropoda; Insecta; Hymenoptera; Megachilidae
Product: protein obstructor-E-like
Exons: 8
Coding region: 506-1279 (257 amino acids)
Cellular component (GO): extracellular region
Molecular function (GO): chitin binding
Source: RefSeq, a predicted model, not a curated record
GUCUAUAUUUCAGUCAUAUAAUUAGAAGCUUAACGUGUUACGCAUAACUCUUGCUACUGCGAUGAUUAAUUUAUUAAUAGAGAAGAGAAUUUCUUCGUGGAACGUAGAAAGGUGGAAAAAUAUAGGAGAUGGAACGAGAAUUUUGCGUAACGUCGACGAAAGUUCCGUGAUUAGAGAAGAAUCGUCAAAGCCUCGGGCGCAUAGGUGCAGCUGACAAUGGCAUUCAAAAUUUAACAAUGGCCCUAAAUGGUACAGGAUACAUUUGGAAGAAUUAAUUUCAUAUUUUGUGGUAUUAGUAAGCCAUCAGACUCACCUGUGGAGUGGAAAAAAUGAAAAGAAAAAGAUGGCAGGGGACGAAGGUCUAAAGAGGAAGUCGAUAGCAGGUAGACCGGGCGGAAGAGGAGCGUGAUGGGAGGGCAUGGUGGUCGAAGAUGAUAAAAGCCCGCAAAGAAGAGGAGGAGACACGUAGUGUUGCUUUCAGGAGCUGAACGACAACAGCUAGGAGAUGCCCUCGAAGACGAUCGUUCAUCUGGUGAUCGCCUGCGGCCUUCUCAGCCGUAUUGAAUCUGCAAGUCAAUAUCACGUGUUAUCACAAUUUGGACAGAGUAAUCAGGUGGACCAUAGUAUAUCGUCGAGGCAACAUUCCUCUUGUCCAGAGAAGAAUGGUCGUUUUCCAGUUCCUUCCCAGUGUGAUGCUUAUAUAGAAUGCAUCGAUGGAAUUGCUGAAGAAAAGCUGUGCCCAGAGGGUCUGUUGUUUAAUCCAAAUGCGAGAUUCAAUUAUCCCUGUGGGUAUCCCAUAGAUAUUGACUGCGAGGGCAGACAGAGUAGACAGGCAGCUCAGCCAACAGACGAUUGCCCUCAUCAAUAUGGCUACUUCAAGGUCGGAGAUCACACCCAUUGCGGUCAGUUCGUGAACUGUGCAGCAGGUAUUGGGUACAAAUUUGAUUGUCCCGAGGGAUUAGCUUUUAAUCCUGAGAGUUAUCGGUGCGAUUGGCCCGAUCAAGUUCCAGACUGCGACGCCGAAGCAUUCUUGGGCUUCCAAUGUCCGGAGGAUACGUCCAACUCUUAUUACGGCAAUGAGAUCAGGUUCUACCGUAGCCCCCACGACUGCCAGCGGUAUUACGUCUGCGUGAAUGGCAAGCCGCGAUUACAGAAUUGCGGAGAAGGAAACGCGUUCAACGAGUUGAUCAAUGCCUGUGACGGUGCAGAAAAUGUCACAGGAUGCGAACCACCGGAAUCGACGAUCUUGGACAGAACGAAGAAACCAUUACGCUUAUGAUCUCUUUAAUAACCUCACCUGAUCUAACCGCGAUGUAAAUAUGUAUUUUAUAAGUCGAUGUAAAAAACCAUAUGAAUUAUUUGUUCUUGUAUCGUUUCUUAAUCGAAAAUAAAACAUUGUAAUUUCGA